AUGCAGCUCGCAUCCCACGGCUUGCGCGCCCUCAAGGGCACGCAGGCCCACCUCUUCCCUCCUGGGGGUGGGAGCUCACGCUCCAUACACAUUCCUGCUUUUGCCCCAAGGGCCGCACCCCCAUCGACAACUCAGGCGACUUUCAAGUACGCGCGCGCCAUCGCCUCGCGCUUCUUUGCGCACCUCACCACUCCGGGCACUCUUCGCGCACCCAUCCCGGCAGGCACUGCGCCUCGCGCAUUCCACAAUGCGACGCGCAUGCCGUCCAUCCAGCAGCGGCUCUCGGGCCCCGCGCGCCACGUCCUCUCCCGCCCCCUCGCAACGCCCUUCCUCCCUCGUGCGCCGGCCGUGCCCCGUAACAUGACACAGGUUGGUCUCGGUACCGCUCGCAACUUCUCGUCGGGCCGCCCGAUCUUCCAACACCUCAUCGAGAACGUGCCGGUGUACGCCCGCGCGUUCACCGAGGCGGACUGGGACGUCCGUAUCGAGGAGGAGCGGGAGCGCAUGCGGAUCGAGAAGUGCAAGGCAAGACAGGCAGCGAAGGCCGUGGAGAAGGCGAAGGCUCCUUCCCGCCCCAUUCGAAUCACCGUCGUCCCCACUCCCGCCGAGAGCGCUGUCGAGGACAAGGAGGCCGAACUCGAGCACUACUUCCCCCCAGUGAAGACCCCUGAGGUCACUACGUACCUCCUCAUCCCUCUGGCGCCCACUCCGACGUCGCGUCUCCCCCUCCCGGCCAACCCGUCGGCGUCCAUCGCACACCCCCUGCUUCCGCUUGGAGUUGUUGCCUCGAUGCACCAGUCGCAUGGGACGCAUGCACUACGGGUCAACACCAUAUUUGCACGUCUGGACACCGCACAAGUUUUCGAUGAUCCGAACGUACACUGCGAGGCGCGCGGCGACCCAAGUGGACUCGCCACCAUCCUGGAGGUUCGCUUCGAUGGUUGGACCGCCAGCAAAGUACGCGGCAUCAUCGGCGAAGCGGGCCAGGGGUGGUGCGUUCUCGACGAGGUGUGGCCCGACGACGUCCAUGCGGAAGCCGCGGAAGUCGAGGCCGCACUCGACGCGCUCUCCACGCUCGACUCGGACGCCGAGCUCGAUGCGCACCUCUCGCUCUCCGGCCUCUCCGGGCUGAACGCGAGCUGGAGCGCGUCGUCCGAGCAGGUCGACCCCGCGACCUCGUUCGUGCUCCCGACGCUCGACUUCUCCGCGUCGUUCCCCGCGCCGUCGUGGUCCGGUCCGCAUGCAGCCGCUGCGCCGCCAGUGUCCGACCUCGAGAUGCACAACGCGUGGACGGAAGUGCACAGCCGGACGAGCUCGCCGAUGGGCUUCGAGUCUGACGCGGACUCGGACCUGGGCUCUGGGGACUCGGAUUGGCCCGAAAUGUCCAGCGCUCGUGGGUCCUGGACGGGGGGCCGCUGGGUUGGGUUCAGCUCGCAGUUCUCGGAGAGGAUGGGAGGUCGCGACGGGCCUCGGGAGGAGUUGUUUUGA
Epithele typhae is the source of this 1488-nucleotide messenger RNA. RefSeq lists its product as uncharacterized. Bases 1 to 1488 code for a protein of 495 amino acids. NCBI's taxonomy places the organism in Eukaryota, Fungi, Basidiomycota, Agaricomycetes, Polyporales, Epitheliaceae. The transcript has a single exon. The record is from RefSeq and is a predicted model, not a curated record.